Messenger RNA from Bombus terrestris (buff-tailed bumblebee), 8514 nucleotides. RefSeq names its product ras-related and estrogen-regulated growth inhibitor. The transcript is spliced from 5 exons. NCBI's taxonomy places the organism in Eukaryota, Metazoa, Arthropoda, Insecta, Hymenoptera, Apidae. The coding region runs from base 2660 to 3295 and encodes 211 amino acids. The record is from RefSeq and is a predicted model, not a curated record. Gene Ontology annotation, molecular function: GTP binding; GTPase activity.
ACGGCAGUCAUCUUGUAGCGUGGAGCGGUACGCCAUGCCGGGGCCGAGGCGUGCAGUGGGCACGCUGGAGAGUGCAUAUUAGACAGUGCGAAGCGCUCAGAUUCGAGCAUUCGCCGGCGAGCGCUCGGUGAGUUCGGUGCAGAGGUGUUUAUGCGUAUCGCGUGUUCGCUCGCUCUCGUUCGCGUAUACAUAUCACAUAUACACAUCAGUGAAUUUCGCCUCGUUUCGUCGCGUAUCAUUACGGUAAACAGUAUUAAACGUACACGAGCAACGGUAGACCACAUAACGGCCAAUCAAAUCGUGAAAUUAUUCAUCAAGUGAACUUAUUGUCACAAGUGGAAUACCAGGUAUUUAUUCAUGCGAAUAUUUCUACGUUUCGUAUCUUCUUACGUAGAAUCGUAUCAAAAGGUAUUAUCGAAAGCAGGCAAACACGAGUAACAUCUGUUCGCUGUUUAAUAUUUACAUAUCGUGCUCGGCCUUCUGGAGGUCGCGUCGAUAGGGAAUUUAAUGGGAGUCCAUUACGCUUGAUUUAUGGUUUGAAAAUGUAAUUCAAGAUAGCGCUUUCGUUUGAACACAAACCUCUUCUCGCUUGGAGUACGCCUGCAGCGUGUAAGACUGCGCGCAUCUGUCAUCGGACGGGCACAAUAUAGUAGCUAUCAGCGAUAAAAUAUUUAACCUGCAAAUGAGCUCGGUCGGUGUACGGGUUAUCUGUAAAGGACACGCCGAGUAGUGAAACCAUGCACGAUUUCCCGGUCGUCAAUAAAUAAAUAUCAAAAUACAGUACACUCACGCGUAGUAUUCCCAAAUAUUUGAAUUUUAUUUCGCGACGAAGUUAUAUGCCAUAAAGAACAAUAUGUUAUUUCAUUUUCGCGGUCGUAUGAUGUACGACGGAUGCUAGAGUGUGUUAUCUAAUCUACGUGACUUAAACCGGCAAAGAAACGAAACAUAAAUUGAUACACGACACCAUUUACGGGACCGACACGAAAUCUCGUAACUCUCGUGAAAAUAUAAUUCGACGAUCGUGCGAUAUGUCUCUCGUGUUCUGAAAAUACGCGAGUAUUCGCGCCGGAUUCUCAUGCGCGCCAGGUUCCGUAAAAUUCUAACACGACUUUUACCAGUGUUCGCGUGUGAAACGGUGAUUUGUCAGCGGUUUCGUUCGAUAUAGAAAAAGUAAAAAGCGGAAGACAGAAAAAGAAAGAGAAAGAAAGACGCGUACCGGAAAAAUUCGAUGAAAGAAAAAAAGGAAGAAAAAGAAAUUCGAGCGGCGCGACGCAGGAAUUGCAGGAGAGCACGUGGGCGGUGCUUGAAGUCUAGUUCUGCGCGCCUCUCGCUUCCAGUAUUCGUCUGCCCGUCCGAGGGAGCGCGAGUGUUACUCCGUUGUAGCAGUGGCGCGCGCGCGCGCCUUCUAGCCUUUUUUCGUAAUCCGGACGAGAGGCCGACGUUGGCGGCGCCAAGCGAGAAGAGAAGAUGAGGAGGGAGGCCGUCGACCCGUUAUAAAUGGAACUAGCAAGACAGCAUUUCUUGAAUCGUUUCUUCUGUUAUUAUUCGCAGCGUGUCGGCGUACUAGCCCGCAUGUUUGUCCGCGGCGUGACCAGAACCUGCACAUCCUCCGAUAUUAUUAUCGCUGUGGUCCAAAGGAUGCAGUUGAAUCGUGGCGACCGUGGAAAGUGAAGUUUUCGAAAGGAAAAAAGAGAAAUCGAAGGAGCGAGAAAUCGACGGACAGAAAGUGGUAUUUUUUGAUGACCAAGCGACCAGUGUGAAACUCUCGACGGGCAGGAAUUAUAGUGGCGCCUUUUUAGUGAGCGCGAAAGAGAAGAAAUUUCAAAAUUCGAGAUAUGCCCGUGGCGACAUACGGUGUACAAUUCUGGAAGUUCGCAAACGGUGAUAAGUGGACAAAGUUCGAAGAUCGUGUUUUACCUGUUGUUCGGUCGAUAAUAUACGGCGAGUCUCAGUUUCGCGGUUGCACGCUCGUUUAAAUUGGCUGUCACAAUUCGAGACGGUCGGUGCCGACUUGUUCGCGAGAAGAUUGCGACGGUCGAGCCAGUGAAUCACAUCUGAGAGCGACAUUUCGAAAGAUCGAUGUGUCGUCGGGUCUAAAAAGGUGGCUCUUACUCAACGCCGUUUAUCGCGCCAUUGGGGAGCGCGUGCUUGGAAUGAAUGCCGCGUUUUCAACCGCUAUGUGAAGUUGUCCCUACAGUUUGAACGUGAUUAGUGGAUGCGCUACAAGAGACCGAGUGUCACCGGUUGCUUUGCAAUGUGAGUAAAUAGAAACUUCGUGUAGAGACAGAAGAACCGAGGAACAAAUCAAACAACCACUCUUUAGAGGUUUUGUUGUCGUUUGAAUAUCGUUGACCCGAUGUGAAUGUAUUCGAAAGAAAUAUUCGCGUCACUUCUAUAAAGGUUAGUUACGAUAUUUUUGUCCGUGAACGUUUACAUUUUUCGACAAAAUAUAUUUCUCGAGAAUCGUUUAGUGACGGGGUUCGUAUAUGUAAACGUUUAUUCGCGAUUUUUCUCUCGUGUAUGUGUGUGAUGUGAAUGGACUUUAAUACGGUCGAAACGAAAGAAACUGUAGGUCGAGUGAAAAGUAACACGAACAGUGUUAAUCGGACAGCAUAUGAUGUGCAAGCGCGGCUCGAACGACACCUAACAUCCACGUCUGAUGACAAACGUGAACAGGAUCAGGGUGGUCGUCCUCGGCGGCCCCAGAGUCGGGAAAUCAGCCGUAGUAGUGCGGUAUUUGACGAGGCGAUACAUCGGCGAGUACAGCUCAACCAGCGAUUUCCUGUACCGGCACAGCGUUACCAUCGAUAACGUUAGUACCGAGGUGGAGAUACUGGACACUUCCAGGUGCGAGGAAAACGGUUGUCUUUACUCUCACAUACGAUGGGGCGAGGCUUUCGUGGUCGUUUACAGCGUGACGUGCAAACGAAGUUUUCAGGAAGCUCGCGGAUUGCUGAAGCAACUGGCUGACUUACGUCUACCAUCCUACUUCACUGCUCUGUUGCUCGGCAACAAGAGAGAUCUGGAUCAUGCUCGAGAGGUAUGCGUGGACGAGGGGCAACAGUUGUCGCUGGCGCACGGAUGUCAAUUCUACGAGGUCAGCGCUGCGGAGAGUCCUGCCGGCGCGGCUCUCGCGUUCCAGGCGCUGCUCCGAGAGGCGAGGUCGGUGCAGCUGCUACGAGCGCUUCCGAUCCGCCGGAAGUUGGGCGUUCAUUCGGUUUCAAGGGUACUCGGCACGAUCUUCGGCAAGAACACGACGAAAGAUCGGAAAAAGAGGCCCUCGUUAAGCAUAUGACGCCUCCUCUGCGCCCUCCUCCUCGGAGGUCGUGACGAACCCGACAGGAGAACCGACGUGGUCGUUCUCACCAGCAACGUCUACUCCAAUCGCUGACGAGGACAUCGUUAAGAAAUCGUCUGACCAACAUGAAUCAGUCACGGUGACUCAAAUUUUCCUCUCGAAGGACACGUUUAAGAAGAUGAAGAAGAGAAGAGGAAGAAUAUGUUUGGUGUUCUCUGGACGCGACACAGUUCCUGGCGUCUUGAUUCGUCUUCAAGAAUGAUCCUGAGGAACGCUGGGACGUUGCCUGGCGGACAGGUAAAAUAACGCAUCUACGAUAGAACCUCGAUUGGCGUAGAAUUACGAAAACGCAAGGGACUGAAAGUGCACAGGUGUCGAGGUUCGUGCAACGAACGAGGUAACCGAUUGGACAGUUUGCUGUACUUUUGUUAUGACGAUCGUGACGAGACUAGGUUACAGCGGAUGUACGUUUUGACGAAUUGUCGUUCUGAUCCAUGAAACGUACGCUCGUAAGUAGACUGCAGAUUCUUGUGCAAAUUUAUAUUUCGCAGAGUAUCAUUCAAGAAAUAGUGGAAUUUCGCGCUUUGAAAUUUUACGUAAAUGUAUGAAACCCCGGCGUAUUCGUCAGAACACGCAUCAACCUUAACCACGGUGUAAUUAUAUCAGUUGCGAUUGGAUUUCUCACAUCGCCGCUCUUGGUCCGUUUGUUCGUAACCGAUUACGAGAUGCUAUUCUCACAAUGCGUUGCGGAAUACAACGAGCGAUGUACUUGCGCGGACGAUCGAGGUUCUACCGUAUAUCAUCUCCCAGAAGAAGCUUCGUGACGUAAAAAGGAAAGAUAAUUGUACUUUCUGAGCGGACGAAUGCGAUCAUUUUGUUGACUGUUCGUCGUUGGGUAGAGGGAAGCAGAGGGCGCAGGAGGCGCGUAUCCGAACACCAGCUUCGUUUCACAUGCAUGGAGUUUCGGGAGUUCGAUCGAAAAACGAGAAAAUCGUCCACCGGAGAAAAUAGCUGUUUCCCUAGGGGAACUAAAUCCAGGCGUUCUUGCGUCAGAUUCUCGUGUAUUUACAGACCUUUUCAUUUAACGUUCGAUGGAAACACUGGUGAAAAUGGACAGUGAAUGGAAGAAGAGGAGGAGGAGGACAGUGUGAGAGAUUGUGACGAGCGUGGAAAACGACGAAUCGCAAGAAAUUGAUAGCGAGUAAGGUGGUCUUUGUUCGUCGAGUGCUUCGUGUUCGUUUUCCUUUUAUUUUUCUCCCUUCUUUUCCCUUUCUACGUUCUUGUCGGUGUUGCAGUGGUCGAAUCGUAUCUCCUUCGAGGUGGACGGAGAAUCGGCGAUGCGCGCGUGCGACUGCUGUUCCUGAAGGGUUGUAGCUUUAAGCGUGACCGGAAGUCGAGGUGAUUCUCUCAUCAGGGUGCAGACUGUGUGACUUUUGUCGAGAAUCGUGAGAAACGUCUCGGUCACUUGAAAUUAUUUCGGUGUAUUUAUUUGUUUCGAGUAAUUCGAGGUAACGGGAUGUACUCGCUGCUGUUGAGUAAAUGAAAAGAUGGAUAAUCGGAUUUUUAGAUGAGAAGCUACAGGAUCGUUUUGUUGGAAACAAAGUGAAAUAAAAAGAAGAAGGAACGAAAUGUUUUCUUGACGUUGUAUCUCGCUAGGAGAUAUUAUUUCUUAUGAAUUUAUUUAUUUUUCUAGUUGAGCCCUACUUCUCUCUACUUUCUUUUUCAUGCAUAUAUACAUGACAUAUGUUUUCUAUAAAUAUUGUAAUUUUGGUCAAUGAGAUAUCGAUAGAAUUAUGUAGAUUUAAUUGUAUUAAGUAUAUCGAACGUACGGUAGAAAUUGAAAGAGAAAUAAGAUACACGGUCGAGAAAUAUUCCGUUCACUGAUUUCGUGUCUUGUACAGGCAUUGAAAUCACCAGAUUCUCUCGCUUUUGCAACGCUCUUGUAGCUUCUCGAAUAAAUUCCUGAAAUUUCGCUUAAUCUUUCGCUAAUCUUGUCUCCUAACGAUAAAAAGCGAUAGUACGGGCUUAAUAAAUAUAAAGGACAUAAAACCGGUAAUUACCAAAGACAAGUUGUACGUAAUUUACCAUUUUUCAAUGUGACCCACGGAUAACAUAGCCAUUAAUGAAAAUCGUAAAACGACGGAUUAAUGUCUUCUGACGCAAAGGUAGACGUCCAUGUAGAAUUAUGAUUUCCAAUUCUCAUACACAUUUCGAUUAUACGAAUGCAAUUAGGAAGCAUCUUAGAAGAUAUUUUAUUUCCAUAGACGUACGAGUGGAAGUAAUUGGAAAAUGAAUUACGCAAUGAGCCAUGUACUGUGUAUGUACGUAUUAUGCAUCUAUUACCAACAUUAUUUCGCUUCAUGCUCAAAAGUUUCGCCAUUUUAAUAUUUCUAUUUAAUACUUCGAUAAAUAUUCCAAUCGCCACUCUUGUCGACGUUCUUCCAAAUACUGCGAUCUCGGUUCUUCCGAGGUCUCGAGUCAAACGUUUUCUAAAUAUUCUUCGAGCCUACAUUUCCUCGAAUAUUCCAAACAUCGACUGACAUCACCGAAACGCGUUGUUCAUUUUCUUAAGAAAUUAACUGCGAAGAUUCGCGAGUAGGAUUUUUCUACGACCGUUGAACGUUGCUCGACCAGUUUCACGAAAUAUCGAUCGAAAGAUUAAGCGAGAUGUCGAGCUUUCGAAGCGUGACAAACACCCGAUGAGAGGAUUUCGCGUUUCACGCGCCACGUUAUCGUCCUACGCGACAGGCUUCACCGAUUCUGCGCUCGUUUCUCGGUCGCGGGACCGGAAACGCGCCGUGAGCACGGGGACUGGCGCCGCGUUCCAAACGAAACCCGAUAGUCUUUCAAAUAAUCUUUCAAAUUUCGCAGCUGUGGUCGAGCGAAGGACAUUCGAUGGCGACAACGCUGCAAAAUCUCGACUCGAUCGCGCUCUGUCUUCUAAAGAAUGUUAAUUCUAAAGAAUGGAAGAUUUGUAUCGUAUCUUGAGCGAUUAGGUCACGUGUAUGUGGAAUCGUUGAACAAUUAAGAAACGAGGAGAAGCACUCGGGAAAUUAUAAUAAAUCGUUCGAUGGUGGAUAAGAAAUUGACAAUAAAUCGACUCGUAAGUAUUUGUCUAAUUUUUCGCGAAAGAAGCUGUAGUUUUGGCGACUACCUAGUUCUUUAUCGAAUAAACGAAAGAAACGAACGUUCGAACGAAAGGAUUUCAAGGAUAUAGAGACUGUCGCCAAAAGAUUGAGAAACAGCGAACACUUUCGAACAUUGGAAAAGAAAGAACGUUGAAACUAAAAUUGCCAAUCGAUUAUUAAAAAUAAAUCUGCAUUCUUAUUUACUUUCACGGCUCUCCUGGUUUCCGACUGUCAGGAUUCCAACGCAGGGAUGUGAUACCUUUGAAUGGAAACGAGACGUGGGUCUCCGUUCUCGAGAUCGAACUUCCGGCUUCCGAGUAAUCGAUUCGACAACCUUAAUGUUCCUACUGAAAGUAGCCUAAGUGUACAUAGCGCACAUACAUUCGCCGAGCGUGAAACUCCCGAGAAGAAGCUCGAGGGUUCGAUCGAUGCAUAGAUUCGUAAGGUGAAACGAGAAUGAGAAGCAUAAGAAAAUGGUCCAGCGUGGCGGACUGACUAUUACGAAGCUGCUAAGGCUAACCAUGCGCCGAACUCAGAGUAAACUUUUCGAUUACAUUGUUGUGUCGUUUUAUUGAACACUCAAAUUUGGCAGACUUGUUCGCAGUCAAAAUGUUUCUCGCGUUAUCGUACUUGUAUUUCCGAUAGACGAGGACCACUCUGUAUUCGCGACAAAUUUAACGAUAUCAAAAUAAUACGGAGAAAUAUAUCUCUGGUGGAGGGACAAAAGGAGUGUCAAUCAGAAUCACAAGUCUCGCAGAGAUUAUCACAGUUAUGAAACUCUUGUAAGCUUAAAUUGUAAGAUUAAAACACUUGUGAUAUCGUAUUUAAGAUGCGACGUGAGAUGAGGUGUUAGAUUUUCGUUAUGCUACUGGAAUCUCAGACGAAGGAAGAAAGAAGUGAAAUUGAUUUGUGUUAUUGGAACCAUAAGCGGAAGACCGCAACGUGGAAAGUAUUAACGUAUUUAUUUUACGUUUAGUAAGCUGUCGAGCGAAAGACUUGUAUUGUCUCAUCGGCCCACCAGAGAUAUAAAGUACCCGCAGUAAAGUAUUAUCCGCUGCAUUCAUGUCGAUGUCGCGUGCAUAUCGUAGAAACACGCGUGGAAUCGAAUGCGAGAUACGCGCGGAUCACGCCUGUAUUUUGUCACUCUGAGUUCAAUAUGAAACUAGGUCGAAGGAAUUUAUCAUUGUGGGGCUAGUGAACGUUUUCAUUGACUAGAUGAUAAAUGAAACCGACAAUUCGUAUUCUCAUUGCGAAUUCGUGUUAUUGUUCGUUUUUCUCUCGGCGACGAAACGACCGCCAUUACAGGUUGGAGCAUUUUUUUUUUUUUUUUUUUUUUUUUUUGUAAAAAAGUAAAACUGGAAAAAAAGGAUCGUUCUUUUUUCUACGGUUAUAGCAAACGCGACUUGGAUCGCGUUUUUAAGGUUCUUAAGUGUAAGUCAUGUUGUACGUAUAGUUCUUUCAGUGCCUUUUAUAUUGUCUCCAGUGUUGGGUGUACGAGAGUUCAUUUGGCCUCGCUGAUAUACCUUCUCUCGGUCUUUUCUUUCGUUUAUUUUAUACUUUGCAACUUAUACCGGGGCAAAUUAUACCGUAUUAUUAGACAAAUAUUAGACAGCUCUGCGUGUCAUUUUUUCUGUAAUUCGUUUUCUGUAUUUCUGUAAUCUCGUGGAAGCGUCAUUUGAUUCGCAGUCGAGGAUGAUCGUAACCUUCGUUCGAUCUAUUUAUGGCGAAAGGAACUCAACGCAGAUGGGACGAUGAAUAUUUGUAAGUAAAGUUGCGUUAACGACGAAAGAGAGCGAAGAAGAGCUCUCGUUAAGAGCGUUAGCUGAGAGACAGGCGAAGAGAAAAGGUUUAUCCGCGAGCCGUGUAAUCGAGGGAUGAAAGUAUGUGCUUCCAGAGCGUGCCUAAAAAAAAAAAAAAUAAAAAAAAAUCGAUACAUUCCAAAACGUGUGAAAUCUACGUGGUAAAUCCAUAAAGCGGGCGUGAGUGUGUCAUGCGAUUUUCCGAAUUCUGGCCGAUAUCGAUCGCUGUAUUUUAAGUGCUAGUCACUUGUUAUCGUAAAUUGAGAAAGAAUAAAAUUCUUUUGUUAAA